Molecule: messenger RNA, 629 nt
Organism: Zymoseptoria tritici IPO323
Lineage: Eukaryota; Fungi; Ascomycota; Dothideomycetes; Mycosphaerellales; Mycosphaerellaceae
Exons: 1
Coding region: 44-337 (97 amino acids)
Source: RefSeq, a predicted model, not a curated record
GACCACACGCACCAAAGGAAAUCCCAACAACGACGACGACACCAUGAAGCUUCUGACAACCACCCUCUUCAUUACCCUCAUCUCGACCACCCUCGCGAUCGUGAGUCCUCCCUGCCUUGACUACCAUUCCCCUCGCCCUAACCAUCUGCAGGACCCACCAUACCCGCCAGGCACUUGCAAAGAAUCCGACGAAGAACUCGGUCCCAACUACCCGUACGGCGUUUGCGACGUCGAGAUUGCUGGCUCGCGCAAGCAGGCUCCGGGACAAAUCGAAGCGCCGUGUGGAAAGGUAACGCAGAACCCACACGACGAACUUCUACGUCUUGCGUGUUGCUGACUUUGUUGGGAUCUUGCAGAAAACGCCGUGUCGGGACGUUACGAAGCCUUGCUACAUUGCGGAUGAUGGCACCACGGCGACUUGUCCGUAGGUGCGUGGGGUGCGAUUGCUCGCAUGGCUUUUUCGUCAGGCGAUCAGCUUUGUGCAACGCCUUCGGAACCGCGUGUCUCAUUGCUUCAAUGUUCGGUAAUGGGACGAAUGCUGUUCAACGGGCGAGUGGCUGUGCGUUAUCAGAUGAAAAGUAGUCCAGGCGACAGGACGCAUCGAGUGCUUCAAGGUGAGGCACUUGCAG